AAUCAGUUAUUGUUCUUAGUAACUAAUAACUCUCCAAAAUUUUUAUGUGUGUAUUAUUGUACCGUAUAUAGCUAUACUCUUAUUUUCUCAAUAUAUACACACUUUUUUAUAAGAAUACCUAAAUUCUAACCUGUAAACACAAAAAUACAGACCCGGAGUGCAAAAUUACUGGGCAUAUUUUUCAAUUUAUUUGUAAAGAGAAAGUUACAGGCCACAUGCAGAGAAGUGUUAAGUGCAGAAGAGAAGUGUCAAAUCCUGAAAAGAAGUAACCCAUAGGGGUCAUUGUACAUAUAGAUAGAUGGAAUUUUUGCAGAAUUUUUACAAUGCAAGAUGUUUGACAUCAGAACCUUGCCAGGAAAAGCUUUCUUUCCAACUUAUUUACAUUGGAAGAUAAUAUCUAGCCUCAAUUCUAUCUUAUUUGGUCAGUGACAAGAGCACGUCAUUACCAGAAAAUUUGCUGUAUGAAUCUGGCACCUUGUUUACAAGUUAUUAGCUUUAUGAAACAAGGACUCGUCUGGGACGGAGAAAAUACUAUUAUUUUUUCAAUGCAUUUGAGCAUAUUCGAGUAUACCCCAAAUAACAAAGGUUGUGAUAGAACAUAAAAUAUUUUAACAAAGUAAAAAUUGUCAUAGAAAUUUUCAGCUAAGCGAAUGUAUAUUAGUUUUUUGUCAGUUUCUUUGCAGGGUUGCCACACCUCCUUAAAACUCCUCAUAUCUCCUUAAAUUCAAAAGGUCUCCUCAAUUCUCCUCAAAUGUCCUCAAUUUUUUUUGGAAAUUUAGGUUUUCUUCUAAAAUCUCCUCAAACUCUUUUUGAUAUUUAUUAUUUUUUAUAUAUAUGUCCAUUUUUUAUAUUAUUUAUUUUAAAUCACCACAACUUGUGGUUGCUGUGGCUUGCAAACAUUACGUUUUUUUGAAUUUCUUUGUACUUGAAGCAAAGUUUCUUAGUUAUCUUUUGUAAGAAAAUAUUGGGAUGCCAGUCCUCAUUUUUACAAGUGCAAGUUUUUCUCCUUAUCCCCUAAAUUUUGUUAACAAAUGGUCCUCAAAAAUCACAAAAAUCUUCUCCAAUCAUUUUUUGAAAAAAGAGUUGGAACCCUGCUUUGUCAGUUUCGCAUUUUUUGCAAUCUUUACAGUGGCUAUAUAGUUGUUUUGGCUUUAUUUCACUUUGUUGCUUUCGUUAAAUUUCCUUAUCAAUUUUUGGCACGUUUUUCAUGUGCCAGGUUUUCAUUUAAAGUUAUUGACAACAUCCUUAUAAAUAGUCCCCAUUCUUGUUUCCUAAAGUCUCUCUUUACAUUUCAAAAUUAUCGCUGUAUAAACCAUUCAGUGCAUAUCUCAUGGGAUGGUUUCCAUCUGCAAAACUAGUGCACGGGACAAGGAGGCCACUUAGUUAUUUGGUCUGUAGAAUAAAACUACCACCCCAAACCCUACCCCUACUGGGGUACGCCAUGUUUUUAAUUAACUCUGAGUAAUUUUGAAAGUUUUUUCAUCUGAAAACAAUACAUUACUCUAAUUGCUAGCAUGACUCGACUUAUAUAAAGUAUAAAAUAAUGUUAAAAAAAAAUAUGUUUUUUAUUAAGCUUUAGGCAUUAAAAUUCAAGCAAAGGUUCUUUUUCCGAUGUGACGCCGACUGGAAGAAAGUAGUAGGGUGUGGUCUUUCAAUUACAUAGUCAUAGAGGUUCGCCAAAAUAUCAUUAUGGUAGAUGUGACGCACAUGUUGGAAAAUGUUUUGGAUUAAUGAAUAGAGAUUGAUAGACAUUUCAGUUUCAUAGAUGCAAAGUAUGCAACAGAAAGAGAGGAACAGUGACAAAUAUGGAUUACGAGCCGCACUUACUAAAGAAAACAGUAGAAGUUAUACUAAACAAAAGUCAAAAAGAGGGCGACCAGUUUCUUUAUUUAAAAUAUUAGGCUACCAAUGCACUAUUUGUGACAAAGUAUUUAAUAUAAAAUGUAACUUACAUUUGCACCAAGUAGUACAUACUACUGAAAGACCUUACGUUUGUGAAGAAUGUGGUCAUACAUUUAAAUUAGAAUGUCAUCUUAAAACUCACAAUCUGAUGAAGCAUGAUCCGAUAUAUAGAUACCAGUGCGAGUUUUGUGGGAAAAAGUUCAAACUGAAAGGAAACUUGACUGUGCAUGUGAACAGUACUCAUUUACAACUUCGAAACUUUGAAUGUAACAAGUGUGAAAAGUCGUUCAAGUUAAAACAGCAUCUGGAUAAUCAUCUGCGUUUUAUUCAUAGCAUUGGAGGUUAAAUGGUUUAUGUUUUUGCGCUAUAUGACAUUUGGUUUUAUUUAAAGGGUUCGUUACAUUAAUUUGUGUGUCUUUAUUGUCCACUACGCCCUGUUUACACUUAGUGAUUAGAGAUGUGAUGUACAAGGUUGGCGUUAAUGGCGUUAAUGCAUCAAACCCUCAAUGCGUCUGAUGAGCGCCAUUACUGUGUUCAGCCUUUCAUGGUAUUUAUAAUAACGACAUUUCUUUUGUAUUUUGAGUGGUAAGAAAAGACAAGGUACCAGUGAUGAAAAUAUAUAUCAAGAGUUUAUUAUCUUCUCUCACUUUAGACGCGUCCUUAAAGUAUUCCAUUUAAGGGAGCUACGAACGAGAUUAUCGUGGCUUACAUGAUAGAUUUGUUUUUUAUUGACUUGCUAUUUUGCUUUUGGGUUUAUUGUGCGAAAAUGUAAAGAUGUUUGUCAAAGCAUAGAUAUAUUCAAAGCCACGGUCAACAAACCUGAAAAAUAUGAACAACCAUAUAUAUGUGACUGGAUGUAAGUUUUUUAGCUCCGAUGACUGCGUUUGGAAUCAUCUCGUGGCUCCUUAAGAAUUUUGAAAAUGGACAUAAACAGUAUAUUGCGGCAAAUAAAUUUUAAAAGACAUGUUGGAACUUAAAGUACCGCUUUAAUGUAACUUUACAUGCACCUUACUUCUUUUACCGUAAUAAAAAUAGUUUCGAUUGC
Molecule: messenger RNA, 2947 nt
Organism: Hydractinia symbiolongicarpus
Lineage: Eukaryota; Metazoa; Cnidaria; Hydrozoa; Anthoathecata; Hydractiniidae
Product: oocyte zinc finger protein XlCOF15-like
Exons: 3
Coding region: 1766-2248 (160 amino acids)
Biological process (GO): regulation of transcription by RNA polymerase II
Cellular component (GO): nucleus
Molecular function (GO): RNA polymerase II transcription regulatory region sequence-specific DNA binding; DNA-binding transcription factor activity, RNA polymerase II-specific
Source: RefSeq, a predicted model, not a curated record